GCGGGGCCGGCGGCCGCCCCUCCUCUUUGGUGCUGCUCUAAAGCGGGGGGCCGCUCGCUCGCCCGCCCGUCCGCCGCCUCCGGGUUCCGCGCUCGUCAGCACGCGCCCCCUCCUGCGGGCCGACACCCGGAGUGAGCCCGGCCGGCUCGGGGCGCGGCGAGGGUGGUCUCCCGCCUCCUCCUCCUCCGGACGGGGGGCGCCUCUCGCCCUGGCCGCCGCGCUCCCGCGCACCUCCGGACCGGCGGCGGGGAGCUCGAGCGAAGGCUGCAGGCGGCGGCGGCGGGGAGGCAUGGAGGCGGCCGGGCGAGGCCGCUGGGCGGGCUGCCCCUGGCCGGCUCCCCGCGCCCCGCUCUGGCUGCGGCUCUGCUGCCUCCUGCUCCUGCCCCCGCAGCCGGGCAGCGCCACCUGGACCCGCGCGGGGCUGCACUUCGCCGCCCGCAGAAACUGGUGUUCGUACACAGUCACCAAGACGGUUUCCUGCCACAUCCAAAAUGGCACCUAUCUCCAGAGAGUUUUCCAAAGCUGUCGCUGGCCUAUGAGCUGUUCAGGGGGCAGCUACAGGACAGUGAUCAGACCGACAUACAAGCAGGCGUACAAGACAGUCACAGCUCUGGAGUGGAGAUGCUGCCCUGGGCAUUCAGGAGCAAACUGCGAUGCAGAAACUAUCAACUACCAGGAUAUUCCAGGCGCCACACACGGGAUCCCUGCCCUGAGCAGACUGCCUGUCCAACCUGCAGCGUAUUCUGGCUGUUUCAACUGCAGCAAAUUCUCUAAGCUGUUGGAAAGAGUCAACCUCCUGGAAGCCAAGGUAGCCACCUUUACCACGCCCGAAUCUGUGCCCUCGCCCGUAUCUCACCGACGAUUGCCCCCAACAGGCAAUGCUGCCCCUAAUCCCUUAAAUAUGUGGGACUCUCUGGCCACCCAAGGAAAACCCGGAGAAGAACAUGUGAAAGGAAGAUUGGGUUUGCAAGGGCCACCGGGCCCCGUAGGGCCCAAAGGAGAUGCUGGGAUCCGGGGGCCUUCAGGCGUUCCUGGGGUCAAGGGUCCAGUUGGACCACAGGGUCCUCCAGGUCCCCCUGGCCCACCAGGACGAGAUGGGGCAAGGGGGGUCCCUGGAGAGAAGGGGCCUCCUGGACCACCAGGACCACCAGCCCCAGUCAGGCCCCAAAUUUCACCAAUCCCAGAUCAAAGGGACUUGCUUCUCUCCAACUCCUUCACUGAAACUGGUGUAACUGGUCCAGUUACAGCUGGACCUCCUGGCCCAAUGGGUCCCCCAGGACCUGCUGGAAAACAAGGUUCUCCAGGGCAUGAUGGAAUCCCAGGAACACCAGGUGCUGUUGGGGCUGCUGGUCCUCUUGGACAGAAAGGAGAGAGGGGUGAACCAGGCCCCAAGGGUGACCCGGGUGAGAAAGGUUCCUGGGCCAUUAGCUUGCAAAGCUUCCUAGAACAGCAAUCCCAACUGGAGCUCCUGGCUAGGAGAGUCACCUUGCUGGAAGCUAUCAUCUGGCCAGAACCAGAUCUGGGAUCCGGCCUCGACCCUGUGGCCACAGGGGGACCCGGCUACGAUCGGAGGAAGCGCGACGAGAACUUGGUGGCCUACCGGGUGAUUUCACACCGGCUUUCCCAGAAGGGAGAGGACAAGACGAAAUGAAGAAGAGGGGUCUGCCCGCCAUAGGGCGUAGAAGAGGACUGUGCCUGGAUUGAGAGACCUCCUGCUUGGAGGGGGUGCUGAGCUCCACCUUCCUCCUCCCUCCACCUUGGACUGCCCACACGGAGAAGUGAUGGAAGGAUGGGUUGCUCAAUGGCUGGAGUGGGGACAGGCCUUUGCUAACAACCCUACUUUGUAUUUAUUUGCCCUUUCCACAUAGGGGAUUUGUUCCUGAUGCCAUGGGGUCUAGGCCUCUGCUUGCCUUUCACUUGCCAUGGAUGAUCCCACAAGGCAAUUUGGCAGGGAAGGGUCAGCACACCUGCCUUUUUGCCACCCUCUCGUCAGUGGCUGCAUCUCUCCAGCGUGUGUUCAGAUGCUUGUGACCCCAAGAUGCUUCCUCUCUCGCAGCGCUGCUUUGCCCCAAUAUUUUAGCCUUCCUCUAAAUUGGAUCCUUUUCCCCUCCUGGUCCCCUAAGCGAGGGAGAGAAACAGCCAUUCCAGGUCACUGUAAAGAAUGGACAGCAAUGGGGUGUGACUCCAGUCAAACCCCCAGCAGCCAAGCAGAAUCGGAGCCUGCCUGCUUGCACUUCCUGGGAGCCGGAAUUUCCAAAGUGUACUUCUGGAGUCCAAUGAGAGUGAGUCUUGUGGCACCUUGAAGAUAAACUGAUUCGUUGUUGCCCAAACUCUGGGCAUUUGGUGGCGGAAGCAGACCAUGAUCCAUGAAAAGCUUACAUGGGGUUAAGAUGGGAGUCUUUAUUUAUUGUCCCAACUUUUAAAAACUUGUGUAUUUCUCUUAACUGUCCUACUUUAUUAUUUUUGAAAAAGAUUUGUUUGGUGGGGAGCAAUUUGGAGCUGGGGGGAGAAUGACGGUGAAGCGAGGAUUGCUAAUUUGUCCUUUCCAGCAUCAAUCGAUCGAUUUUGAAAAAGAUCUGUUUUCUCCUGCUUAAAAAAUAGUCUUCGUGCUUGUUCA
Molecule: messenger RNA, 2617 nt
Organism: Candoia aspera
Lineage: Eukaryota; Metazoa; Chordata; Lepidosauria; Squamata; Candoiidae
Gene: EMID1
Product: EMI domain containing 1
Exons: 14
Coding region: 290-1651 (453 amino acids)
Molecular function (GO): protein binding
Source: RefSeq, a predicted model, not a curated record